AUGGCAAACGGGUCUUCCCUUGAUCGCGUUGAUUUUCGUGGUAAUGGUGGUUGUCUGGUAGAGGAUCGGGUUGACAGUGGUGAUUAUGACAAAGCGAAACAAAAGUCUUUGUUUUGUCAAAUUUUUUCGGUUUACCUUAAGGAGGAUCGUAGUGGAGGUAAUGUGAGGCCUGUUCCGGUGGUGCUUGGUGACGGUCGUUUGGUUGACUUAUACCAACUUUUCUCUCUUGUGAAGGAAAACGGUGGGUAUGAUGUGGUAUCGAGAAAAGGGUUGUGGGAUUCUGUUAUAGUUGAGCUGGGUUUGGAGUUUCGUCUUUUGGCUUCGAUUAAAUUGAUUUAUGAUAAAUAUCUGAUUGGUUUCGAAGGCUGGCUCACGAAAACUUUCAAUCUGGAGAAAGAAUUCAGAAGCCUUUUGUGCUCGAAUCUAAAGGACGGACAUGACCGUUUUGUCCCAUUUAAACCAAGUAAUAUCAUCAAGCAUAUUGAUUUGGUUAAUCAAAAGAUUGAUGGUAGUGAUGAUGAUGAUAAAAUGUUUGGUAAUGCUGAUAAGGAAGAGGAUGCCUGUUGCGUGGAAAUUUCUGCUGAGGAAUUUAAUUCUCGCAAACGUAAGCGAGAAUCAUUGUCAGGAAUGGUACACUGGACGAGGCAUAUUGCAAAGCAUCCGUUUGAUCCUGCAGCAAAACCAUUGCCAGAACCUUCAAAGUGGAAAAACUAUAAAGGAGGUCAGGACUUUUUCCUUCAACUGCUGAAGGCAAGAGACAUUCUCUCGGUGAAAAAGCACGCUGAACCAAACAGCGGAUCAUCUUCCCAGAAGGUUAAGAUGCAUCCUGCCAUGUAUGAGGAUCCUGUUGCUCUUCGUCGCCAGAGUUCAAAGAAAUUGAGAUGUAGUGAAAGGCUUCCUAUCUCUGUUAAGUCUCGCUGUACUUGCUGCAAUUCAUGUCCUGGUAGUGAAAAUAAAUGUUCUCUGGAGAAAACAUCUGCUAAACCAGGCGGGGUGUCUGAAAAGAAAAAAUCUGCUGCCAAACCAGGAGGGGUGUCUGAGAAGAAAAAAUCUGCUGCCAAACCGGAUGUCACCGAAAAGAAAAAAUCUGCUGCCAAACCGGAUGUCACCGAAAAGAAAAAAUCAACUGCCAAACCAGAAGUAGCCGGAAAGGAAAAAUCUGCUGCCAAACCUGAUGUAACCGAAAAGAAAAAAUCAACUGCCGAACCAGAUGUAGCCGUAAAGGAAAAAUCUGACCCAACUAGUGACGAUUCUCGUGAAAAGAGUGUUUCUAUCGGUCAUCGUUUCCAAACGGAGGUCCCGGAAUGGACUGGUGUAGCUUCUGAGAGUGACUCUAAAUGGUUAGGCACACAAGUAUGCCCUGUUAAAGAUGACUCAAAAGCUACUGCCGAAACAGAUCUUGUUGGGAGAGGAAGACGAGGAAAGUGCAGCUGCAAUGUUCAAGGUUCUGUUGACUGUGUCAGAUUUCAUAUUGCUGAAAACAGGAUGAAACUGAAACUUGAAUUGGGUUCUGUAUUUUACCGAUGGGGAUUUGAUCGAAUGGGUGAGGAAGUUUCACUUCGAUGGACAGCUGAAGAAGAAAAGAAAUUUAAGGAUGCAAUGGGGUUAAAUAUCCCCUCCCAAAACAAGUCUUUUUGGAACAAGCCGUCCAAAUACUUUCAAAAGAAGACGAGAAAAGACAUGGUCAACUAUUACUUCAAUGUAUAUCUUAUUCAACUGAGAAGCUAUCAGAAUCGCGUGACUCCAGAUACUGUUGACAGCGAUGACGAUGAAGUCGAAUUUGGAUCUUUUGGUGAUGGAUUUGGGAGAAAAGCUAUCGAGCAUCCAUCUGUUGAGUUUAUGGAGUGUUCAGAGAACACACAGUGCUUUGAUCUUGAGUAG
This is a messenger RNA of Lathyrus sativus (Indian pea), 1881 nucleotides long. The record is from the annotation of a GenBank genome assembly. Lineage: Eukaryota; Viridiplantae; Streptophyta; Magnoliopsida; Fabales; Fabaceae.